Molecule: messenger RNA, 1752 nt
Organism: Myotis brandtii (Brandt's bat)
Lineage: Eukaryota; Metazoa; Chordata; Mammalia; Chiroptera; Vespertilionidae
Gene: CCDC27
Product: coiled-coil domain containing 27
Exons: 12
Coding region: 99-1643 (514 amino acids)
Source: RefSeq, a predicted model, not a curated record
GCCUCGCCGCCCUGUCUCGGACAAGAGGCACCCCCGCGCUGCUCUGUCAGACAACAGACAAUGCGGCUCAGCCCUCGGCCCUCCCCCAGAUUUUGCCCAUGGGAUCCAGGAGGCCUCAGAGACAGAACCUGCUGCUCAAUCCGAUGGAGAAGGGCCUGAUGGUGCUCCGCAGCGUGGCCGGCCACGACUGCCAGCCCCCAGCGUGGAAGCUGCGAGCCAAGCAGCAGUCCCUCAGCAAGUCGGCUCAGGCCAUCAACCUCUACUACAGGAGGAAGAGUGAGUUCCUGCAGGACGCCAGCCCCAAGGACCGGACCUUCCUGCUGGAAAUGGAGGAGCUGCGCAACAUGUUCCUCCAGCGGCCCGGCUGCCCGCAGUUCUGCACCCGGGCCACCUCCAUGUCCAGCUCCGGGAUGACCUCCACCACGACCUUGCCCGUGGAGUGCUGCCUGGGCUCCAAGGCCUGGAAGCCGACCAAGGACUCAGUCUCCAGCCAGCAGGACUUGGACAUGAAGGUGGACGGGCCCCUGCUGCCCGUUAGCCAGAGCGCCGGGGAGCUCGAGUACCUUCGGAAGAAGAGCGAGUCCCAGCAGCUGAGCCCGGCCGCCAGCAGCCCGGCGCUGGACCAGAGCCACCUGAGGAAGCGGGUGCCCUGGUACAUCUCGGUCAUCCACGAGAAGGACCACUGCCUGUCCACGCUGGUGGAGGAGGUGCAGCGCCUCGCCAAGCUGAAGGGGGAGGUGCAGCGGAGGGACGAGGAGAUCCUGGCCCUGCAGGGGGAGCGGGAGGCGCUGAAGAAGCAGCUGAAGUACCUCCUCAAGAGCAGAGGCCAGGAGCCAUCCGUGUGCCAGGUGAGUGGGGCGGGGGGGCCGUCCGUGCGCCAGAUGCAGGAGGAGUUCGUCCUGGCGGACAGGGCCAGGGGCCUGGAGUCUGGAGGCGAGGAGGAAGAGGAGCCGCAGGAGCUGGAGCUGGACGAGGAGAGGGAGGCGCAGCAGGACCAGGAGGGCGGCGGCCUGAAGAGGUUCAGCUGUACGGACGACGCCUUCGAGGAGGAGCUGAUAGCGCAGCUGGAGGAGUACGAGCAGGUGAUCCAGGAGUUCCAGCUGGAGCUCGGGGUCGCCAGGACCAGAUACAACCUGGCCACAGGGGCUUGGGAGGGCGGACAGGAGGAGCUGAUAGCGCAGCUGGAGGAGUACGAGCAGGUGAUCCAGGAGUUCCAGCUGGAGCUCGGGUUCUCCAACCUCCGGGAAGAGAAGAAGCAGAAAGAGGUGAUGGGGCUCAUCGAGAAGGACAACCUCCUCCUGCGACAGCUCGAAAGGCUGAGAAACAAGAUCAUCCAGGCGGCCUUCAGCACCCCCGGGAUCAGAUCCUUUGGCAGCGAGAUCUCUGACAACGACAUUCUGGAGGCCUUGCAGCUCGAAAGACUGCGAAACAAGAUCAUCCAGGCGGCCUUCAGCACCCCCGGGAUCAGAUCCUUUGGCAGCGAGAUCUCUGACAACGACAUUCUGGAGGCCUUGCAGCGGAUCAUCUCCGAGAGGAUGGACUACUACAACCAACUGAAGCACAAGGGCGUCAAGGUGCCGCCGCUGCUGAUGGCGGAGGUGUUCUCGUCGCCCAGCAAGUCCAAGAAGGUGGCCUCCAAGUAGCCGGGGCCCCGCCCGGAGCCGCCUGGGGCCCUGCUUCGGCUCUGAUUCAGAAUUAAACUCUGUUGUUGGCCACGGGCUCCCCUUCCUCUCCGGGGACUCACACGGGGCU